CAAUUUUUGUAACGAAAGAAAAAAGAUUUAUUUUUAUUGUGUCAUUUUUUUGGUCUCACGGUUUUGGUGUGUGUGUGUGAUAGAGAAGGUAUAUUCUGGGUUUCGAUACUCUUUGGUAAAGAAAAUCAUCACCAUUUAUAGCUCCUUCAGCUUAACUAUUGUGACGUACUUCUCUUGUAUUAUUCCUUGCUGAGUUCUGGGUUUGUUUCUAUCCACGUAAUCGGCUAAGGUAAGAUUUCUGUCUAGCAUGUGAACCAUACUGGGAUUCAUCAAUGGCUGCUGCUGGUUGACAGUACGGUAAAGAUGGUUGCCGCAAUGAUGUUGAUUGAAAAUCGAAUGGUGGAGUCAAGGAUCAGGACUAUUUUUAUUGGAUGUUCCAGUGUACUCUGGAGAUGAAGUAGUUUUUGAUAAUCCAGCUCUUGACAUAUCAGGUGGUGGAUUAGCGGAAUAUAUGUGCUGAGACUUUGGAGUCAUCUUUCUUAUCUAUGAUAUAAUAUUGUGAAAGCUAACUAAUCAAAUUUGGUGGUAAUGGAAGUAGCUUUUUCCCCUCAAGUGCAAAAGCAGAAUUUGCAAAUAACAGGUCGCAAAAUUUUAUGUGUUGGAUCCCAGAAGGAUUUGUGGCUUGUUGUGCGAGAAGGAUCUCUAAAUGAUGUAGAAUUGGCCUUGGCAUCAUUGAAGAAGAGUGGGGGCAAUAUCAAUUUGAGGAACACAUUUGGGUUGACUCCUCUUCAUAUUGCAAGUUGGAGAAACCAUAUUCCCAUUGUAAGGAGGCUUCUUGCAGCUGGUGCAGAUCCUGAUGCCCGAGAUGGAGAAUCAGGAUGGAGUAGCCUUCACAGGGCUCUACAUUUUGGUCAUCUUGCUGCGGCAAGCAUCCUUCUUCAGCAUGGUGCCUCUAUUACAUUGGAGGACUCUAAAUCUCGAAUACCUGUAGAUCUUUUAUCUGGCUCUGUAUUUCAGGCUCUUGGAAAUGAACACAGUUCAGUGGCAACUGAGGUCUUUAGUUGGGGCAGUGGUGCAAAUUAUCAGCUUGGAACUGGAAAUGCGCAUAUUCAGAAGUUGCCAUGCAAAGUUGAUUCACUUGGUGGUUCAUUCAUAAAGCUCAUUUCUGCUGGGAAGUUCCAUAGUGUGGCACUUACUGCUCGUGGAGAACUGUAUACCUGGGGAUUUGGAAGGGGUGGUCGUCUGGGACAUCCUGAUUUUGAUAUACACAGUGGUCAAGCUGCUGUCAUCACUCCCCGCCAGGUGACUUCUGGUCUGGGUUCCCGCAGAGUGAUGGCAAUUGCUGCAGCUAAGCAUCAUACUGUGAUUGCUACUCAGGGUGGGGAAGUGUUCACUUGGGGAUCCAAUAGAGAGGGACAACUUGGGUACCCUUCCGUUGAUACGCAACCCACACCUCGUAGAGUAUCUUCUUUGAGGUCAAAAAUUGUUGCUGUUGCUGCAGCAAAUAAACACACGGCUGUAGUUUCUGAUUUAGGUGAAGUCUUUACUUGGGGUUGUAACAGGGAGGGUCAGCUUGGUUAUGGCACCUCAAACUCAGCCUCUAAUUACACCCCACAUGUGGUUGAAUCCUUGAAGGGAAAGACUUUGACCAGAGUUUCUGCUGCAAAAUAUCACACAAUUGUAUUAGGAUCUGAUGGAGAGGUAUUUACCUGGGGUCAUCGACUUGUUACACCAAAACGUGUUGUAGUUAGUAGGAACUUGAAGAAAAGUGGAAACACUCCUUUAAAAUUUCACCGCAAGGAACGACUUAGUGUGGUUUCUGUAGCUGCUGGAAUGGUACACAGCAUGGCCCUUACAGAUGAUGGCGCAUUAUUUUAUUGGGUCUCCUCGGAUCCGGAUCUUAGAUGCCAACAGUUAUAUGCUAUGUGUGGAAGAAAUAUGGUUAACAUAUCAGCUGGAAAGUACUGGACUGCAGCUGUUACAGCUACUGGUGAUGUUUACAUGUGGGAUGGGAAGAAAGGUAAGGAUAAGCCCCUUGUUGCAACUCGGUUGCAUGGUGUAAAGAAGGCUACAUCAGUUUCAGUUGGUGAAACACAUUUACUAAUCGUGGCUUCACUCUAUCAUCCUCUUUACGCUCCUAACAUGAUUCAGAAUUCUCAGAAACUCAAGUUGAAUAACGGGGAUGAUAUGGAAGAGUUAAAUGAAGACAUUUUAUUUGAGGAUAUAGAUUUCAGUAACAUGAUAUCUAGUGUGCAAAAUGACACUAGCAGGCAGAGAUCUAUACCGAGCUUAAAAAGCCUUUGUGAAAAAGUAGCUGCAGAGUGUUUAGUGGAGCCACGGAAUGCAGUACAACUGCUUGAGAUUGCUGAUUCUCUUGGAGCAGAUGAUUUGAAGAAAUAUUGUGAGGAGAUUGUCAUGCGCAACCUUGAUUACAUAUUUACAGUUUCAUCGCAUACAAUAGCAAGUGCAUCACCAGAUGUUCUUGCUAACCUUGAGAGGUUGCUAGACCAGAGAUCAUCUGAGCCAUGGAGUCACCGUCGGCUUCCUACACCAACUGCUACCCUCCCUGCCAUCAUUAACAGCGAAGAGGAUGAUAGUGAGAUAGAGUUUCAAAGGACUCGUGACAAACCCUUGAAAAUGGAAAACGUCCAACGAGUAGAUUCCUUUCUACAGCCCCAGGAUGAUUCUGAUAAAGAAAUCUCCAAAGUAGUCCGAGCUAUAAGGAAAAAGUUGCAGCAGAUUGAGAUGCUUGAAGAUAAGCAGUCUAGUGGACAUCUUCUUGAUGACCAGCAGAUUGCAAAGCUUCAAUCUAAGUCAGCACUUGAAAGCUCACUUGCAGAGCUAGGUGUUCCUGUUGAAACAUCACAAAAUAAAGAAUCAUCUUCUACUUUACUAGAAGGGAAAGGCAGUAAGAAGGGUAAACUAUCAAAGAAACAAAGGAGAAAGAGUGGAAAAUCAAACAUAGGGCAGGCAGAAAUAGAAUCUGUUCACUCUAAAAGUGAAGCCAUUCCCAAAUCGGAGGACCUGUUGGACAUUCACAUCAUGGGGAUUUCUGAUUCAAAGGUGGAAGAGGAUGCUGUUUGUGAACAAAUCACAGUAGACCAGGAUGCAAAAGAUUUAGCUUUUGUAGUGCAGAAGAAUGAUGCUUUAGAGUUGCCGAAAGCCAAGGGUCCGUCACCAAAAGCUUCAAAAAAGAAGAGCAAGAAGGGUGGGCUUUCUAUGUUUCUGAGUGGUGCUCUUGAUGAAGCCCCAAAAGAGGUGGCUCCUCCUCCACCACCAGCACCAAAAAAUGAUGGUCCUGCAUGGGGUGGGGCCAAGUUCAUGAAGGGUUCUGCUUCUCUUCGCGAAAUCCAGGAUGAACAAGGCAAAAUAAAGAUAAACAAGCGAGCCGGGAGCAAGGACAAGGUGGAAGAUCUUUCUGAUUUUGGCAGUGGGGUUAAGAUAAAGUUGAGUUCAUUUCUUCUUUCCAGUCCAAUACCCGUUACCUCAACUAGUAGUUCCCAGGUAUCUGAUGGAGAAAUGAAUACCCCUCCUUGGGCUGCUUCAGGAACCCCUCCCCAUCCUUCUAGGCCAUCCUUAAGGGACAUCCAAAUGCAACAGGGAAAGAAACAACAAAGCCUUGCACACAGUCCAACGACUAGAACAUCUGGCUUUUCCAUUGCUACCGGUCAAGGUGGCUCGCCUUCGGAAACCACUGGAGUGAGUCGCUGGUUCAAGCCUGAGGUGGAAACACCAUCCUCAAUUCGUUCUAUUCAGAUUGAGGAAAAGGCUAUGAAAGAUCUCAAGCGCUUCUAUAGCAGUGUCAAAAUUGUCAGGAAGCAAUCUUGAUGCUAACCAAUGAUGUACGAAUAAAGUAGGAAGAAGGGGCUCUUUCCUGUUCUCCUCUCCCUUGAGCAUUACCAUUUUUUCUUAUCCUCUUUUCACUUUCCUUUUUAGUACAAUAUCUAAAUCUGUACAGAUAGUUUCAGUGUACAUCCUUCCUUUUCAAAUCAAAAUUGUAGCUUUAGUUUCUUAGCAUCAUGGGUCUUUCCCAUUUCUAUGCUUUCCCAACUAGCUCUGUAUAUGACCCAAGAUUUUUUUAUGUACUCAUUUUUAACCGUCUCAACUUAGAGAUUGGUCAAUAAUGACCCUGAACCUGAUGUCAAGGGCAGACAUGGUUACUGUUUUCCUGACUCAAGUUGCUUCAAGGCUCAAGAAUGUCAGAAUAAAAGGGCACUUCUUUUCGAACAAGGGCUGUUUAUGGCCCCAUAUCAGGGUUAUUGCAUCAA
Vigna angularis (adzuki bean) is the source of this 4208-nucleotide messenger RNA. RefSeq lists its product as uncharacterized. Gene Ontology annotation, molecular function: protein binding. The coding region runs from base 529 to 3768 and encodes 1079 amino acids. NCBI's taxonomy places the organism in Eukaryota, Viridiplantae, Streptophyta, Magnoliopsida, Fabales, Fabaceae. The transcript is spliced from 12 exons. The record is from RefSeq and is a predicted model, not a curated record.